This is a messenger RNA of Sorex fumeus (smoky shrew), 1047 nucleotides long. It is a transcript of the gene GIPC2, whose product is annotated as GIPC PDZ domain containing family member 2. The transcript is spliced from 6 exons. Gene Ontology annotation, molecular function: protein binding. The record is from RefSeq and is a predicted model, not a curated record. NCBI's taxonomy places the organism in Eukaryota, Metazoa, Chordata, Mammalia, Eulipotyphla, Soricidae. Bases 26 to 967 code for a protein of 313 amino acids.
UGGCCUCGGCCGUCGGUCCGGCAAGAUGCCUUUCGGGUUGCGGGGAAAGGACAAACGCUCGUCCAAGGAGACCGCCCGGCUGGUGGACGGCGAGGAGGGGCCGGGGGGCGCGGAAGGCGGCCCCAAGGAGCCCGCGCGGCGGCUGGAGUUCCACGCGCAGCUGGCGCACGGCAGCCCCACGGCCCGCUUGCAGGGCUUCUCGAGCAACCAGGAGCUGUACGAGCAGAUCGCCGGCGCCUUCUCCCUCUCACCGGCCGAGAUCUUAUACUGUACUUUAAACACACCUAAAGUUGAUAUGGAAAAACUCUUAGGAUCACAAUUAGGUCUUGAUGACUUCAUAUUUGCCCAUGUUAAAGGGCUUAAAAAAGAAGUGAAUGUAUAUAAAUCUGAAGAUUCACUUGGUCUUACCAUCACGGAUAAUGGUACUGGCAGUGCUUUUAUAAAGAGAAUUAAAGAGGGUGGUCUCAUUGAUUCAGUUAAAACAAUCUGUGUGGGGGAUCACAUUGAGUCCAUAAAUGGAGAAAGUACUGUUGGAUUGCGUCAUUAUGAUGUUGCUAAGAAGUUAAAGCAAUUAAAAAAAGAAGAAAUCUUCAACCUGAAGUUAAUAGAACCUCGGAAGGCAUUUGAAAUAGGACCCAGGUCAAAGACUGUGAAGGCAUCAGCAGAGAUAAUUGGCACUGGAAGGGGCACUCUUCGCCUGAGAUCUAAAGGUCCGGCCACCUUGGAGGAAGUGCCAUCUGAAGUCACAGCAAAAGCAAUUGAGAAGGUUGAUGAUCUUCUUGAAUUAUACAUGGGAAUUCGAGAUUUUGAAUUAGCUACCACAAUGUUUGAAGCUGGAAAUGGUAAAGGUAAUUCAGAGGAAUUUUCAGUGGAAAUCAACAAAACUCUUGGAGAGUUUGCAUUUCCUGAAGAAUUUGUCUUUGAUGUUUGGGGAGCCAUCAGCGAUGCCAAACAAGGACGGUUAUGAUGUGGAUGUACCAUCUCUGGAGAAAUGAACCAUUGUUCCCUGAAAAAGCUAAGCAUCAUAAAAUCUGCUUUUAGACACUC